This is a messenger RNA of Nanorana parkeri, 1985 nucleotides long. RefSeq names its product FAST kinase domain-containing protein 3, mitochondrial-like. The transcript is spliced from 6 exons. Gene Ontology annotation, cellular component: ribonucleoprotein granule; mitochondrial matrix. The record is from RefSeq and is a predicted model, not a curated record. NCBI's taxonomy places the organism in Eukaryota, Metazoa, Chordata, Amphibia, Anura, Dicroglossidae. Gene Ontology annotation, biological process: mitochondrial RNA processing; regulation of mitochondrial mRNA stability. The coding region runs from base 5 to 1951 and encodes 648 amino acids. Gene Ontology annotation, molecular function: RNA binding.
AAUUAUGUCAUUACCAUUUGGCAUGGCUGUUAUGAAAUUAAUUGACAUUUCAACCCAUACGUCUUUGAUGAAAUCUGCCUACAGAUUUGCGGUAAACCAUUACACAAUUUUUAAGCAUAUGAGAAAAAAGAGUUCAACUCUGUACUACCUGAGACAGUAUCCCUCCAUUAUCUUAUGCCCAGCUCGCAGUACAACAGAGUGUGCUGUUUGCUUUCAUGGAGAAAGGCCUUGUGCUUUUAGGCCAAACAACAUGCAAGUGGAUGAAAAAUACUUUUUAGAACAGCUUUGUGGCCUCAGCUCAACCAAGCAAGUUCUUAAACUGCUGGAAGCCACUAGCCAUAAAACGGACACCAUCGUUGCUGCAGCAUUUCUUAAAAUAGCUGAAAAUGAAUCCAAAAGUGGACUAACGCGAAACUCAAAUGAGGUGUUUGAAAACAAGGUUUUUAAAACUAUAUUGUGUCACUUUGAAAAAGGGUGUCAAACGGUUUCUACAUAUAGCCUAGUAAACACCAUUAAAGCGCUUGUUCAGCUUGGAAUAAACAGUCAUAGUACCAUAAUGGAAAGUUUAUUGCCUGAAUGUCAAGAGCGAAUUAACAGAAGACAGAUGACAGUUGAAAGCCUUUGCAUUUUAGGAGAAAGUCUGUUAGCAACUGAAGGACCAAACUUUUCUAUGUUACAGUCUAUUAUGGAUACCGUGCAAGAUAUGCAAGUUGACACCUGGACACCAGAAGAAAUAACAGUGGUUUAUAGCUUGUUACAAGCUGGACUAUUUGAUGGAAGUAAAUACCAAAAUUUAUUAAACCGAAUGCAUAGAGCUAUAUUUUUAGCAUCAAAACAAUUAAAUCCCAAAGUAACCUCUUCUGUGCUUUAUUCUUUAGUGGCGCUUAAACAGACAAAUGCAAUGCGACUUUUUAUAAGACUAUGUGAGUUAUCUUUGAAUUAUGUACCUAAAUUUACAGAUGAAGAACUUGUUAAAGUGUUGGUGGCCUUGACAGAGUAUAAUUACAAUGAUCCUUUGUUUACUAAAGCUUUGGAGAUUUACGUAUCUGAAAAGGUCUUCAAAAUGUCACCAGAAGCUGUUAGCCAAGUCAUGCAAUAUUGCAGCCAGAAGGAAAUUCUAUCUAAGCCAAUUUUUAAUGCUGUUGCUGAAUAUUUUGUGUACAAUUCAGAACAUUUUACCACUCACCAGAUUGCACAGCAGAUUAUACCAUUUGGAAAGCUGAACUACCUCCCUCCUGACACAUCAGUCUUUUUCAGACAGCUUGAAAAACUGCUAGUCAGUCGUUUUUCUCAAUUUCAUCCCCAGACCUUACUUAAUAUACUACAUUCAUGCACUCUUCUGCAGCGAUUUCCAGUGAAUUUUUUUGCAAAAAUCUUCAGUCCUCAUUUUAUUCAACAGUUGCAAGAUCAGUCUGGGUCCAUUGAUCCCCUUGUGCUUGGUCAGCUCACCCAGCUCUACCUUACAGUCAUCUUAGAAUGCCCUUUCUAUAAGGGCCCCAAGCUUCACUCAAAGUACAGACAGAACUGUUUUAUGGCUUUUGGAGAUUUGCUGGAAACCAAGCUUAACACAGUUUUGUAUUACAAAGUGGAAAAUGGACUGAUUGAACUUUUAGGUUCGAAAAAGUAUUUUAAUUUCAGCGUGCUGUCACCCUAUUGCUACACUCUAGAUAUAGAAAUUUGUCUGGAUGCUGAUGGGGUUGUUUUAUCUAAAGAAAAUUUGAAGGGAUCUUCUAAAAGAAUUGUACUCUGCCUUGAUGAUGAAAAAAAGUUCUGUGCCAACAGUCGCAACCUUCUUGGAAAAGAAUUUAUGAAGCAAAGGCACUUGCGCUUACUUGGUUAUCAAGUUGUUCAGAUUCCAUUUUAUGAAAUCAAGAACUUAAACACUGCUGAAGAAAUCAUUGACUAUCUUCACAUAAAAAUGUUCCCUCAUUCUUUUCGAAUGAAGUGGUGACCGACACACAUACACUUCAAGCAUACUGUAAUGG